This is a messenger RNA of Glarea lozoyensis ATCC 20868, 1536 nucleotides long. RefSeq lists its product as uncharacterized. Gene Ontology annotation, molecular function: zinc ion binding. Bases 1 to 1536 code for a protein of 511 amino acids. Gene Ontology annotation, cellular component: nucleus. The transcript has a single exon. Lineage: Eukaryota; Fungi; Ascomycota; Leotiomycetes; Helotiales; Helotiaceae. The record is from RefSeq and is a predicted model, not a curated record. Gene Ontology annotation, biological process: regulation of DNA-templated transcription.
AUGUCACUUGCGCAGCUCGAGCACCUUCUUCCUCUGCCGAAGCCAGAUUUACAGCAGGUUCUGGAUUAUGCAGCAACAUUGAGCAAACAACAAGCUAUCGAGCAUUUCAAAGAUCUUCUGGGUGUUUCACCUCAGGCCAUUGAAUUUAUAUCCUCAUUCAACUCGCGGCGGAAAGAUCCUACAGCUCCUGCGAUAUCACAGCCAUCUUCCUCAGCUCCGUCCCCUUCGAACGAUAAUGGAGUUCCGAGAACCAGUCGCAAACAACCUAAAAAGAAAGCGCCUUUACAUACGCCCGCAGCGAGGAAGAUAGAAGAUACUUAUGCUGCGCAAGGCCAUGCAUACAAGAAGAAGGAUGAAGAUGAUUAUAUCACGAAACGACCAGCCCCAGCGAACGCCGCACCGAAGAACGCAUUUACUCUCAACACCAAACCAGACCUCAUCGCAGCUCCAACGCCGAAACCUCCUCCGUCUGCCGCAGGAACCUUGAUAUCAGAUUUCAAAUCAAGCUCGAACAAUUCGUCUCGAAAUGCCUCAAGGACAGGCUCGCCAGCACCCACGCAGAAGAAGACAAAAGUAAAUAUAACAGGCGGAACCUCGAUGCAUGGCGCAUCUACCGUGGUCAGCGAACUCGAUGCAGUGAUACGGAGUCUGGAAGUCAGCACGAAUAGUUCGCUUCUACCAUCCGUCGAGAAGCGCAGAUGUAAUUGCAUAGGCGCACGACAUCCUCUGCUCACAGCAGCGCCAAAUUGUUUGAAUUGUGGAAAGGUUAUAUGUGUAAAAGAAGGACUCGGACCUUGCACCUUCUGCGGAAACCCUCUUCUAAGUGCCGUUGAGGUACAAGGUAUGAUCAAAGAACUACGUGAGGAACGAGGCAAAGAGAAAAUGGCACAAGAUGCAGCGGGACACAAACGAGCCGAGAUAUCGAAGAAACCAGCGCCGUUUAGCCAGCCUAGACCAGUGGAUUUGAGUCCGGCGGAACAGAAAGCGAAGGAGCAUAGAGACAGGUUACUAGGCUUUCAAGCACAGAACGCGAAGCGAACGACGGUAAGAGACGAAGCGGCGGACUUCGAGACGCCUAUGACGGCGGGGGCGAAUAUCUGGGCUAGUCCGGCGGAACGUGCGAGACAGUUGAAGAAACAGCAGAAGGUGCUGGCGGAACAGGAGUGGAAUGCACGACCGGAGUACGAUAAGCGGAGACAGGUUGUCAGUAUUGAUGUAGCCAAGGGGAAGGUGAUGAGGAAGAUGGCGGCGGUGGAACGGCCGCAGCAGGUGGAGAGCGAGAGUGAGGAGGAGGUUGAGGAGCCAGUAUUGCAACCGGUUAGUGGGAAUGGGGGUGGAGGGAAGUUUAGUCGGAAUCCGUUGUUGGGAGGCAUGAUUAAGCCGGUUUGGAGUGCGAAGGGGAAGGAGGUUGAGGGGGAGGAGGUGACGAGGAAAAAGAUGUGGAGGAGGGUGCAGGAUGAUCUUGAUGAUAAUGAAGCUGUUAUUUUAGAUGGCGGGGCUUAUGGAGGGACUGGUAGGGAGGGGAAUGGGUAUUGA